AUGUUUGAACGUACCCAUUUAUACUCCCGGCUGGUUGAGAACCUCCCACCGCUGCCCUGGCAGUCCGGUGACCCCAAUGUCAAAGGGGAUCCCCGGAAGAGUGUCAAAUGGAUCGAUGGCCUCCGCGGCAUCGCCUCCUUCCUUGUCGUCCUUACCCACCUCGCCCGCGCCUGGGAUUACGACCUCUUCUCCCCCCGCGACACCGAAGACUCCCCACCACGAAUCCUACAACGGCCCAUCCUCCGCAUCCCGUGGCAAGGCCGCAUAGGAGUGACGAUUUUUGCGUUUCUCACAGGUUACGUCUGCGCGCUCAAACCCCUCAAACAAUCCCGUAACGCCGACACACUCGGCAGUUUCACCUCCAUUGCCAAAAGUGCCUUCCGGCGCCCUCCACGGCUGAUCCUCCCCGCGACAAUCGCAAUGUUUAUAUCUUGGACGCUCGCGCAGUUCGAUGGGUAUCUUACCGCGCUGCGGUCUGAUUGCUGGUGGUGUCGGUAUGCGGCGCCGAAGGUGAAGGAAACGCUUUGGGAGGAGGUGGUUGAGCUGGGGAGGAACUUUUUGAGUGUGUGGACGGAUGGGUUUAUGGCGUAUGAUGAUCAUCAGUGGGCGUUGUUGCCGUUGUUGUUGGCGUCGAUGUUGGUUUAUGUGUUGCUGGUUGCGACUAUGUUUGUUAAGUUUCGGUGGCGGUUGGCGAUUUAUUUGGGGAUGUUCUUGUAUUUUCAUCAAAGUCAGGUGGAGAAUGUUGAGACGUUCCAAAUGCAAGCAAUCUAUGGCAUGUUCCUCAGCGACCUCGCCUACGAGUCCUCUUUCAAAACCUUUAUGGAAACACACACCUGGCUCCGCAAAGUAAUCUCUAUCCCCCUCACCAUAGCCGGCCUCCUAAUAGCAAGCUACCCCGGCGAACACCCCGACUGGUCCACCUGGUCCAACUACAUGUACGAAACAGCCCCCUACAUUUUCCCCCCAGACGUCAACAUCGGCAAACGCUACACAGCUCUGGGCGUCGACCUUAUCAUUUUCGCCAUUUACAUCUCCCCCUCCACAAAAGACUUCCUUUCAAACCGCCUCCUGCUGUGGCUCGGGAAGCAGUCUUUCGCGGUGUAUCUUGUGCACGGGACGUUAUUACGGACAGUGCUUUGCUGGAUGCUGUAUGGGAUUACAGCGCAGCCGUGGGAUCCAAUUUUUGAUGAGAACGGGGAGUUUGCGGUUGAACCGUGGAUUCCGAUUCGGGGGCCUGUCGUUGUUGGGAUAAGUAUUCCGGUUUGGAUUGGGAUUGUGUAUGUUUGUGCUUCGCUUUGGACGAGGUAUGUGGAUACAUUUUGUGCGAGGAUUACGCAGAGGUUGGAGGGGUGGAUGUUUGUCGAGGAUGAGAAGAGUGGUAGGGAAGAGGCGCCGGCAUUGCCGUUGACGACGGUGCCGAUGCGGACUACUUGA
Aspergillus chevalieri is the source of this 1434-nucleotide messenger RNA. RefSeq names its product acyltransferase family protein. The record is from RefSeq and is a predicted model, not a curated record. The coding region runs from base 1 to 1434 and encodes 477 amino acids. Lineage: Eukaryota; Fungi; Ascomycota; Eurotiomycetes; Eurotiales; Aspergillaceae. Gene Ontology annotation, biological process: polysaccharide biosynthetic process. The transcript is spliced from 3 exons. Gene Ontology annotation, molecular function: acyltransferase activity, transferring groups other than amino-acyl groups. Gene Ontology annotation, cellular component: membrane.